Molecule: messenger RNA, 513 nt
Organism: Drosophila subobscura
Lineage: Eukaryota; Metazoa; Arthropoda; Insecta; Diptera; Drosophilidae
Exons: 2
Coding region: 42-302 (86 amino acids)
Source: RefSeq, a predicted model, not a curated record
UUCACAAACGACAGCAAACACAUUGGCGGAGUCAGUGGAAAAUGUAUAGAAUAUUUUGGUUUAUUCUCGCCACUCUAGGGGCCCAACUCGAGGGACCACAACCGGAUCGAUCCGCUUACUUGGACAAAAUGGAAUGCGGUGACUGCAAGCAGGUGAAUCGGGAGUGCCAAAUUGUAUCCUCGGGAUACUUCUGCCGCGAGUCAGAGGACACGGAUCUGAUUGAUGAACGGAAGGCCGCAGCAAAUCUGAAACAUUUGAGCAGUUGCAUGGCCCCCGGGCAUUUCUUUCUCAAAAGAGCGUAGAGGAAAUCUCAUCGGCUUGCUGUUUCUGGGCGCCUCAAAUUGGCUGCCAGCAGGUGAAAAAUAAACUGCGGACCAAGCCCUGCUCCGAUUGUGCCACAUACCACGAAAGGGUGGAUCGUUCCUCGAUCUAAAUCCGAUGGGCUGUCCAUGUGGGCCACCGCAGAAAAGUGGCGCAGGCUGCAGCGGAGUCUUUUCCAUUGUAAUUCUGAUG